This is a messenger RNA of Effrenium voratum, 11772 nucleotides long. NCBI's taxonomy places the organism in Eukaryota, Dinophyceae, Suessiales, Symbiodiniaceae. The record is from the annotation of a GenBank genome assembly.
GGGCCGUACUGUAUGGCAACGCGUCAGGAUGUAUGGAAACGCGUCAGGAUGCUCAAGCUCUCCAAAUAUGGCACGGACAGCAAGCAACGACCCUCUUCAAGGUGAGAUGAUGUCAAGAUGAUCUCAGACCACAUGGUGCUGUGUCCGCUGCUAACGCAGUUGGUGGCUCGACACCUCGGCUGAGGUGGGUCGAAGAAGGAGAGGCGGAUGAGAUUGCGGAGGUCUCGAGAUCUGCAGUGGCAGCUUGCGACCUGCGCGUCGCAAAUUUUGAGCUACUUGAUGCUAGACCAGUGAUGGUAAGUCUGCGAAAUCACGCGGCUGAAGAGUUAUGGGUAGCUUCUGAGGCAUGCUCUGUGAAAACUUGAGCCAUGAACACUAGUCAAUUUUAGAGGUGUCCAAAGCAAGAGAUUCCAGGACUGCAGUCAGAAGUCGGCGAAAAAGAUUCGCUUGCCCAUGCAGAAUUCUGCUUUGAGACGCUUUUGAGGUUGUCUCAAGCGCGGAGGCAGUUUGUCCGCCUGUCCAGGACCCCGAAUAAGUUUGCUGCAUCCGCACAUUGCUCGCCUCAACCUUGGAAAGUGUGAAGCUUUCUCAUUCCAGAGUUUAGGGGUUUGAUGCGCAACGUUGUUGCAAACAAAGCAUGUGCAGCAUUUCCAUGAAUUCCGCAACGCACACGCCCUUGCCGAUGAUGUGCGCCCUGCUAUUGUUUUGCGACGUGAUACUUGAGGACCUCACCAAAGAGGUUAGGUUGUUGUGUCAGUUCUCUCAUGAGCCGCUUUUGAGGUAGUCUCAAGUGCGGAGGCGGUUGGGCAGCGUCCGCCUGUCCAGGACCCAAUAUCAGUUAAUCAGUUUGCUGCAUCCACACAUUGCUCGCCUCAACUUUCGAAAGCGGAGCUUUCUCAUUCCAAAGUUCUGGCAUUACUGGCAUUUGAUGUGGAACGCUGUUACAAACGGAGCAUGCGCAGCAUUUGCAUGAAUUCCGGGAAUUGGCGUGCUUUGCGUUCGUGAACGCGCACGGCCUGGCCCAUGAUGUGCCGGUAUGGGACGGCUGUUGCCGAUUGCCCAGGGUAUGAUUCGUUCUGUUCAGAGUGCCUUCAGGCUGAGAUUAGCUCAGCCCAGCUCCUACAUUUGCACUAGCCCGGCCUGUGGUGUUGGCCUUUGCAAAUGGUUCAGGCACAGCAAUUGCAUGAGUUCCGUCAUGUCGCGUACCCCAGUCCACAUUGCACCUGAUGAGUCCGAUGCACUUUGCUGAUUGCUGUGAUUGCCUCGAAUGUCCAACGCGCUGCCCAAGAUGGAAGUAGUUUGGCAAAGGCACCACUGUUGGAGUCUUCCGUUUGAGCAGAAAACCACGAUGCUCCGCACCAGAAAGCUCACGGUAGUGACCCUACGGAGAUGCAUUUCAUGUGGGUCCCAGCUGAAGUGCCCGGCAAGCAUGGAUCGCAUAGGUUUGAGUUGGCGCCACGCUUUUGAGGUUGUGUCAAUCGCGGGAGCAAUUGGGCAUCGUCCGCUUGGUCAGGACCUCAAAUCACUGUUCUGCAUCCGCACAUUGAUUGCCUCAGCUUUGGAAAGCGUGAAGCUUUCUCAUUCGAAAGUUCAUUGUUGUCAUAACUACGAAUGUCCAACGCGCUGCCCAAGAUGGAAGUAGUUUGGCAAAGGCACCACUGUUGGAGUCUUCCGUUUGAGCAGAAAACCACGAUGCUCCGCACCAGAAAGCUUACGACCCUACGCAGACUCAUUUCGUGUGGGCGCCAAUUGAAGUGCCCAGCAAGGAUGAAUGCCAUUGGUUUGAAUUGGCGCCAUUCGCGUGUAGGCUGCAUUUCAGUGCCAGUUUGCAUCGAUCAGCGUCCUGCUAUUGUUUUGCGACGUGAUACUUGAGCACCUCGCCAAAGAGGUCAAGUUGUUGCUGCAGUUCUCUCAUGAGCCGCUUUUGAGGUUGUCUCAAGUGCGGAGGCGGUUGGGCAUCGUCCACCUCUCCAGGACCCCAAUUCAGUUUGCUGCGUCUGCACGUUUCUCGCCUCAACAUGAUGUUACGUUGUUUUCUGUAAUUGUUGCCACUCAAUUGGCACUGCAAAGGUACGGAAGUUGUUUUGUGGAAAUGCGGGCCGGGGAAGCUUCGCGGAUGGGGAAUUUCACACUUUACACGCAGUCAGCCACGGCAAGCACGAAGCAAGCAGCUACUUCACCAUGCCAAGCAACGUUGGUGUAGGAUUGGUUCGGGUGGGUGUGUGUGUGUGUGUUUGUGAACUCGUGAACGCGAGCAAACCAAACAGAAUUCGAAGCACUUUGCGUUUCUGCAAGGAGCACGGAAUUUCCUUCCCAUGCCUAUUGGCAAACGACCAACUUAACUUUUACGCUUUCCGCGCGACAGCCGCUGCAGCAGCACUUACCAUUUGAGCAAUGAGGAAACUGUCACGGAGCUGACUGCGGAAGCUCGAGCCACUUUUUGAAGACUUGCGCGGGGCCGCGGCUGCCGCCCGUACAGCUCGACGGAAGCCUGAAUUUUAUAUGCAACUAAGAGGCCACAAGCACACGGCUCACAUCGUGCCUGAGGAGUCCGAUGUGCUUUGCUGAGUGUGGUCCCGUCGGUUUGCAUUGCGCAAGCAUGCAGGCAUCACGUGAAGUGACACAAUCUUCAGUGCUUGGGAACAGAGCAUGCAGCCAAUGGCCGCAAUGGCGCUUGUGUUGGCGCGCUGCUUGCGAUUGCCUCAUGAUGUUGUGGCGUGGCGCAUCAACUGUCAGCACUUGUUCAGCGAGCUGGCGAAGUCUUCACGCGCGUCCUUGCUACAUAGCGACUGGGAUAACUUCGCAUGUUGAGCCAUAAAAUUUGUCAGGAUCUUAAGGUGACACAGUAUGUUGCGUUAAACUACAGACAUAGCGAGAUGCUGACCGUGAUGAGUCAUUAGGCUUUGGUUCAGCAAGCACUUUGGGUUGCUCCUCUCUCCGAGAUUCCAACGUGGAGACCCAACUUGACUGCCUUAGGCGUAUCCGGGCAAGUUGAUGUGGAUCUAGCUGAGAAGUUUAGAUAAAAUUGACCAACAAAAACUCGGUGUCAAGGCCGGGAAAGCACCUGGGCUUCCCAGACCGAGGCAACUGACUGUGGGCAGUUGAAGCAGACUUGAGCACUUCUCGUGCGCAAACGUGCGCAAUGCGCUUUGCGCAGCCCUCCGACUUGAAGUGCCUCGCUUUGAUGUGAUGCGGCUGCUUUACUCGGCGUUACCGUGCUGCGAGAUCGACCGAUUGGAGCCGAUCAGGCGAACUGGUUCCGACCUGAGCUCGCCCCUGAUUGGUGAGAGUGCAACAAAAGUUCUGAAAACCAGCUUGAGCCUAAUAAUCGCUCCUUUCUGUGGUCCAAAAUGCUAGCUGGGCAAUUGAUUCUGUGCCCUGCGACAGCUUCCCCAAGCCACCACUUCCGUGAGGCAAGCCAAUCUUCAGCAGCUGUUGGGUGUCAGGCAGCUUCGCAGGACCUGUGAGGCGUGUCUUGCAGUACCUAAGAUGCCACGGCCAAGGCAUCCUUAUGCCUCUGGUGUUGGUCUUUCCAUUGCCAGGCCCAGGCAAACGGCAUAAUUCUCCUCGAGUGGCAAACGGCUCCCUUCCCGUAUUCUCUGCAUCGCGCCGUUGUUCCGGAUCAUUGCCUCAUUUGUUUUAGCGCUUUGCUAGUUCAAAGUCGUCUUGUUCCAGCUUUGACACGCCCCUUGCGUCUGAAGAACGAGGCACAUGGACUUGGUCCUAUGCGAGCAAGUCGCUGGAACAAACAGAUAUUACCCUGAGUCCGGAGGCAUUCCUAUCAACAGGGAACCCAACACGCCAAAAGGAAACCAGCACUGGAUCCUGCAACCAAGAGUGCCAGAUCGCCUAUCGCACAGCGCGCCAGGCUCAAGAGGGACGUCUUGACCAUCCUCUCGCCAGAGCCAGAUAGGGGUUCGGACUCAGAGUCACUGGUGCCAAGCUUGGCGCUUCGGUCGGGAAGCCCCGUGCACCUGCCAGCCGGCUCCCGGACGUGGGACGCAAAGCCGGUCGAUCGUUGCAUUCCAAGAAGCUCGGAAAGCCCAAGACUGACAGCCUGACAGCCUGGUGCCCUGCUCAAGCCGACUCAGUUUUGGCUCUCCCCGUUUUGAGGCUGUGGACUCGCCUGCGGUGCCUGGACUGGGUGCCAUGCAGCGCAGGAUCUCUGGCCUUGUGACAGUUGCUUGUGCGGUUUCGCGCCGAGAAAAGCCAUGUGCAAGACGGCCAUCAUUGAUACUUUUGGAUUGCGGGACCAGUCGGCCGCCAUCGGCCACAACACACACAAGGCUUUAUCGGUCCUAGUUGCACUUUUGCAGGCCGCCUGGCCAUGUCGUUUCGUAGACUCGGCCAGGGAUCACAGCAGCUCCAAAUUUGCGGCUGGCUGCCUCGUAUGUGUAGGUGUGUGUUCCUGCGGUACGGGGCGUUCGCGUGCUUUGACAUGAAACUGAGCCAGAGAUAACAGAACCAGUUGCCAGUUGCCCACAGUACCAUGGCAACCUACGGAAGCUCGAGCCGUACCGGAGACAUGGGCGAAAUCACUCCACAACAACCAGCCUUUCUCCGGGCCUUGCCAUAAACGGUGUGAUUUCCUUGGGUACGCACCAACAGAGCAAUGCGAUGUGCGCCAUGGACAUUGCUCGCCACUUGCUACUUGCUCCUUUUGGCCCGGCUAGAGAAGUCGGCGUGGCGCACGUGAGACUCUCAUGGCCCAAAAUGGCCCUGACAGUUAAUAAGCUAUAAGUACUAGCAAAAGUUGCAUGCGGAUGGAAGUGACAUCGAUUUAAGAACUCGACUAUUCCAGCGCCUGCGUCCAGGCGCUGGUGUCUUUCCGGUAUGUCUUCUCGCGGGAGUUGAUGAAGCUGUGAAGUGAGCGGCUGUGCAGGGCUAUUUGCACCGAGCUGUCCACACCUGGAAAACCCACACUGGAAACAAACUGCGGAAGUACUCUCUCACACCGCCAGAAGCCCCCUCAAAGUCUUGACUGUUGUUAAAAUCAUGACACGCUGGACGUUGCCGCCGCCUUUCUCCGCAAAAAACGCUUGCGGUGGGUUUUUUUCGGGGGGCCCUCACAGCGGAGGCUCGGAGGUGCCAGGCCUUUGCUUUCGGACAGAGAGCCGAGUUCACGGGCGAGGUCUGGCCACGGAUCAGGUGCUCUUGGCUCCCGCCUUCAGCGCUCGUGGCCCUAGAGGCUUCUGCCACGCACCUGCAGACCUGCUGCAAACUUGCCCGCGGCAAGGGGCCAUCGCUCAUGUCUCGACGUCGAUUGCCGCCCGUGGGUUGACGUAGCGCCCUCUUCACGGCGAGUUCAGGGGCGAGCACUUCGCACCUCCAUCAGCUGAUCGGGUGAUGUGAUGCAGGUUCUACUACAUGCGGCACGCUCGCUUCUGCUCCCGGGCAGACAGGCCUAUGGUAGGUGCGCUGGGGCUGUCGCCUCCUUGCAGCCAGCGGUGAGGAGCCGCGCCGCUUAGCCGCUUAGCCACUACCGCCGGCGCGGCGCGCCGCGCGUCCGUGAAGCGGCUGUCGUGCAGCCUUGUGAAGGUGAUGCAGCUGCCUGCUUCGGAGGUGUCUCUUUUGGAUGCACCUGGCCCAAAGCGGUUUGCUCGCCGCUUGCCCCUCGCUGAGGCUGUGUCAGGAUAUUUGGUACGCCGCUGCUUGGUCUACACGUUCGGAGAGCCCGCAACGUCGAAAAGCACUCCUUGAGUUCAGUGGGACCCCGAGGGUGACUUGAGUCCGGCGAGAACGAUUUCGGGUGAUGGGAAUCGAUUGAGCUCAGACUCAAGACACGGGAGAUUCCUUCCCUUGUCCUUUUAGGGUUAGUUUGGUUGAAAUUAGAUGGCACUGGUUUAGAUGGGUUUUAAUCCAUUUACCAGGGCCAUCUAUUUCUCCAAAAGGCCGCCUAUGAUUCAUUUGCCAUGAAUUCUAUUUGCCCAUGGCUUGCAUCGUGAUGCAUGCACAGAAACGGCUUGCAAGCCGGCCGAUCUGAACACGUGCAGCGCCGGCCCUCCCGUCUUCCACAGGUGAAGAGAACAUGUGGAGGGUCAAGGUGAGCCAAGGUUACGUGGAAACAUGCUUGUGGAAGUGUCCAUGUAAUUUAGCCUAAGUAGUUUGGGCACGUUGUGAGUCUGUUGAAGCCGUUCCUUUGCAGAAGCCUCCUUCAUCCCAUGCAUGAAAGUGGACGAGUCAUUUUCAAGCAUGGCAAGACAAUCUGCCACGGGAACGUCUUUGUGGUCUCUGACAGACAGAUGGCUGACAACGCCCUGUGAAUGUUGCAUUGCCUUGCAAGCACCUGCACGUACGUGUUUCUUCAUUGACCGCAACUCACUGGGCUGUUUGUCAGCAUUUGCUUGCGCCCUCCAAAACAACACGGAUGCUAUCAAACACAGUAGACAAAUUGCAAAUAAGCAGUGGACGUGCGCAAGGGUGUUUAGGGCCCCCCCACGCCCCAGAAAGGUUCUCAGAACCCUUCUAAGAACCCUCUCCAAGAAGGCGGUAAGAAUCUUUCUUAGGGGCGGGGUCUUGAAAAUCCUCCCUAUCCAGGGCCAUGGGCGAGCUUUGCCCAGUGUUUGUUGAGGCAUGGGUCGAGAUCUCGAUUCAUUGCGUUCCUUAGGGCAGCAAGCAGAUGCAGCGAUAGCAGGGCAACAUCAAGUUCGCAAAGCCAGCCGCUUCUGCAUCUUGUGCGGUCCCUUUGCUUCAACUGCUCAGCGGCGCAGCAGACGUACGGCGGCUGGCCAUUUGAAAGAGGCCCGCAGAGUUUGUUUUCGGAGUGAUCGAUAACACUUGCGAUCCAAUCAGAUUCUUUCGGUACCAGUAGGGUGCACUGCCUCUUUGCCAAAGGGGGUGCGGCGAGAUGCUGGCCCUUGAUCUCACGCAGAAGCCUGCAUUCGCAGCGGCGGCGAUGUCAUCACUUGUGUGGGUGCUCGAGAGACAUCACUUAUCCUAGUGUCACUUCUGGAGGUGAAGGCAACUUAGCUUCACGUGCAUCCAGGGACGAUUUGCCCUGCGAAUCUGCCUGACGCGCGUUCGUUUUUUGCAAACCUGUUUGCCAUGCGGCCAUCCAUGCUUUCAAUGAAAUCUCGAUUGCCAAAGCCUUGCCGCGCAUCCACCUCCAUUGUAUGCGUGUGUUUUUCAGCCAGAAAUGAGCACUGCUCUUGGUACUCAACGGAAUAUGACGCGCCGCAACUUGUCCAGUUUGGCCGCCUCUUGGUGGUCAUUGUCCUUCUCCAUUUGGCAGCAUCUCCCACGGCUCUGCAAAGAGAGUUUGGUUCGCGAGCGGCAGCGGCUGAGAACUUGUAAUGUCUGGCAGACAGAUCUUUGGGAUGUCGGCCCUGCCAGAGGCUGACAGCGGGCUGUGAGCGCGUUUCCAGUCACGCGCCCUGUUGAAGCGCAUGUGGCGAACGCGUGCGGCUCGAAGAAAGGCCAUGCGAUGCCCCUAUGCGCGUCCUCUUUGAGAGGCGGAGCUCGGACGAAUUGAAAGCGCUUCGGUCAUAAAUCCCAUUGAAGGCCAAGGUCCUUGCUCCGAGCAUCAUACUGACGCUGGCUUCCUGCGUAAUAUUCCAAAUUCGGAGCCGGCUGAGCAAAUAGCCAUGCAUACUGCGCGCUUCCAUGCGAAUUCAGUCGAGGCUUCGUUUUGAAAACCCUCGUUACCCAGGCUUGAGCAUUACCAAAUCGAAGCACGGAUGCGACUUGGCUGGAGGCGGCUUGGCAAGAUGCGAUGUGACUCAGCCCAUAGCUUAAACAUAAAGCUCACAGUGGAAGGCACUGGAGUUUGUAUCAGCUCUAAGAUUUGUGAAUCGAUGCUCUGAAGUGUCAGUAUACACUUCAAAUGAUCGGCAUCACUCUGGGCCAACUCAUGUCCCCUCCAGAAUCAUCCCGCUCCAUCCUUCAUGGAUCUCUGAAUUCAGGUAGACAAGGCCUUCCAUGAGGUCCUGCUAUUUUUUGGCCUCCCGCAAGUUCGACUCCAAAGCCCCGGACGCAGACUUUCCAUGAGUCGACACGCUGGGUCCGAACAGUCGACCUCUGGUGACGCUUAGAGCUUGGUUGGGUACCAUCUUAUGUCGUUGCAAUUUACUAAAAUCCAUGAUGCUGGUAAAGAGUUGAAUCCUGAGUUUAUGGCUGCGCGUUGACCAAGAAAUCGUGAACCGAAAGCGAGAAGCCGUUACAUCCCAAAAUUGACGGCCAAAAAGGCGGCAAGACAGCCAAGGCGGAAUCUUCAGUGCACUUUGCCUGAACUUAGUCAGUGCAAAUCGGUAUCUGCCAAUUUGAUGGAAGCUCACCUGGAGGUCAAACAAGCCCCUGAUGAAGGGCCUUUACUUGGGGAAUGUUAGCAAAACUGAAAGCUGUAUAUAUAAUAACAUGAAGCUUUGUAGGUGGUGAGUGAAGCUUCUUGCGGCUGCCUGUUUUUCCAAUGUGGAGAUGGCUUCGGAGCAUGCGGGGCGGUACACACUCCGCAAAUGGGGGUGCUUGCUAGUAGCUUAGAUCAUGCACACCAAAUUCAGCUGGCAUUCCACCUCGUUGCUGGUCUUGUGACCAAAUCGUUUUGGAAACCAAUGGCUUUUCCGCUACACCUAGAAAAGGUGAUCGACAUGUUGCGGGACUCCGACUGCCUCAGCCCUGAUGAUGCCUCGGAUGGGUGGUGCAUGGCCGCGACACUGACUUUUUGACUUGCAAGAUCCCACCUGCGAGGUGAGGGUGUCCAAAAAGACACUGGCUGUUGCGGAAAGGUAGCGAGCCGCAGAGAGUUAGCAGUUUUGUGCGGGAAGUGCGGAUGUUGUGUGCUUCAAGUCCCAGCCCCCACACAGCCUGGAGGGCGAUGAGAAGGUAACGGUCAUGUGGGUUGGUCCAAAGGUCCGGAUGAGCAAACACUGGAAAGUAGCUGCCCCGAAGGCUGUGAGUUCGACGCAAGCGCUUCCACUAGUCCGUUUUCUCGCCAAGGGCAUGGCGAGUCUGCGCAUGGCUUGCCUGAGCUGAUGGCCACAGGGCCUUGAGUGUGGAGCCAGCCAGGGGCACGCUGGAUGGGAGCUGAUUGAGCUGCUUGAGGUGCCAACUUGAUGGGGCACAUCGAGGCCAGUCGCUUGUGAGGGCGCGGAAGGCCGGAUCAGCAUUCACUUGACGACACGGCGAGACAAAGAGCCGAGCGCAGGAACGGCAGCCUCUUUGUUCUGAUAUAUCAUCACCCUCUCAUGGCCAUUUGCCCCAGAAAAAUGCCCAGAUGCAACCUAUCAAGCUCCAGCCAAAAAGUCAGAAGCGUUGCAAGCGAAAGCAUUCAGGAUGUCGCAAUAUGUCGCCAGGGUCUCACUCAUUUUUGGCAGACAACCUUGCCUGCCCUUGACAGAGCUCGUGCAAUAUGUGUCUUUUGCACGCGCCGAGCACUUUGCGCAAAUCAAAGCUCGUGCAUUUGAAGUCGCCAUUUUGCUGGUUCCCUCGGGCCCAAGAUGAGUUUGGAUCGGUUUGCUCCGGGCAAAAGGCAGCUUCGGUGUCAGCGAACUGCUGCCAAGCUGUACGGGGCUGGGACUUGGCUCAAAGGCUGGCCUUCAGAGCCUUUCAAGUUGCGAUUGUGUUUUUGCCGCUCUUAGCUCACCAAAAAAACAGGCGCCGCGUGAAUUCCCCGUGCAUCCCCAAUGCAUUUGGGUCUCGUUGCGGCGCUCAAUGCUUGAAGCCGCCAAUGUGCCAAGGACAUGUGCCUAUGCAUGGCUUCUUGACAGGUGGCACUCAUCACUGGAUGCGAAAGCCUGAUCAACCACGCGUCUUGCGACUUUUGCUCUGAACCUGCAUCGCCGAGCAUGUAAACAUGCCAGGCGCAUUGUGAAAUCUAAAACAUACCCAACCAAGUCUGCACAUACUUGGCAAAAGGCAAGGUCCAUACGUCUCCGAAACGCAUCUCCUGAGCCUCGUACAUUUGCUGGCAAGAACAAAAAGUUUAGGUCUUUGCUAUCGUGGAUGGCUGCAAGCCAGAGCAAUAUCAAACUACGACUUGCCGGUACCCCGGGACAAAAAAGGAAGACGGAAGACUCAACAACAAACAGAAUGCUAGACACAUAGUGUGUCACGCAUCAACGAUUCCGGGAAUUCUCAAGAAUGCCGUGUGUCUAGCACACAACAGAGGUCAAGACGUGUCACAGCUGUUCAGUCAGCUCCCGUUGUAAUUUGUUGGGCAUCAAGUACUUCAGCUAGGUCUUGAGACAGAAGCUGGUGCUUGGCCGUAGCUUGGAUUCUUGCCUAUGGCAAAUGGCAUGCUGGUCUGGCCGAGGAAGCUCGGACGUUCUGACAGGUUGCACGUUGAAAUCAGAGCGUUGGGAGAAGUCAAGGCAACAUAGGCAUCCAUCGCAUGAAAGAUGCUGGCCAAUACAUAGACAUAUUGUCCAGCACAGUGCUGGGCUGUUCGCUUUUCGCUUUGGGCAGCCGAUGAAGUGUGGUUAUAAAAGGUAAUGUUAUGCUAACUUAGAGGCCCAUUUCGCACAGAGUCAAGUGCAGGGAGAAGGGUUUGAUAUGGGGACUUCUCCGCUUCGUGGCUCUUCACUUCGCAGCCUAAAGCUGGUCCCAGUGUGAAGUUUACAGAAGAACGUGCCUUCGGCAUCCAGGAAGCGCAGGGCAUUUAGUGCUGAGUAGCACCUUGGAUCACUUCAUAUUGCAUGGAGAAGCUCCGAAGGAAUGACUCGCAAAGGAUUCGCAAGCGCGCUCUUUUUCUCCGAGGCAAGAAAAGCGGGCCACAAUCGGCACCCCCCAGCCAAUUCAAUGUGAAAACACAAAGGGUAAGGUGGCGCAAGCUGGUGGCGUAAGCAAGACCUCCAGCUGACUCCACAUGUGUGUCGCGAAAGCAAAACUCCACACGCGUAAGGUGGCGUAAGUUGGUGGCGUAAGCAAGAUGAAUCAUAGCACGUUUAAAAGUUUAGGACAUGGCUCACCUUGCUUUUGUGCCGAGCAACACGUAGAUAUUCUCGCGGUCUCUCUUGACAGCCACCUCACCUCGACAUGCUGCUGUCCUCGUUCCAAAUUCCACUGCCGUCGACUCGCGAUUUGAUGCUCAGAUGGCAUGUGUCUUAGCCGCUGAGUUCUGAGGCUUGAAUCCCAUAUGGUCCCCGGCAGGUUGCGAUCAUCGGCUUUGGCCCACUGCUUGCUAGGUUGAGGGAUGACGAGUUGCUUUGACGGAAAGGCGUCACACAUCGUGCAACAUGCCCAGCAACUGCAAUUAGCAGUCUCCCUGAGGCAUGCCAGUCGUGUCGAUGGUGUUUGAAAUCAGCUAUGAGCCAUGACACUCGAAGACUGGUUUUGUAGCUGGAGCAGAUGUUGCCCACCCAAACGCUGCUGGGCUGUUGUAAAAUGUAGCGGCAAGGCUGUGUUGGAACCAUCCCGUGUGUUGAUUUGAUUUGGAGGCGCAGUUUGGGUUCUUGGCAAGCAAAGGGCCGCCUUCAGAUAUUUCAGCACUCAAUCAGCUCACAUGGUCUCUCAGCUGCACGACAUAUGCAGGACUCCUGUCUUUGGCUAGAAAAAAGCAGGCAGGAUGUUGCAACACUGAGCAGGCACAACUACCACAAGUUGUGCCCCUCAACUGCAUAUGCUGUGUGUGCAACCAGGCCACCAGGCAGACCACCAGCCACGUGCUUGCGCGUGAUGUGUACGCCCCCAAAGCAGCAGUGGACAAUUGCCUGCGUGUCCAGGGCUUUUUAGCGGUGCGGGCUGGCACGUGUCAAGGCCUCUGCCCUUUGGCCUGAUCCGGGCUGGCUGAUUCCAUAAUUCCAGUUCAUAUGUCGAUUCAUUAAUGAUUUAUCCAUGCAU